AUGAAGGGGGAACCCCAAUUCUUGACAGGCAUCAAGCUGUACAGCGUCGUAGCAGCCGUCAGCCUUUCCGGCUUCCUCGCAAGCCUAGAUAUCGCCGUAAUCGCAACAGCAAUCCCCUCCAUAACCUCCCACUUCCACACCACCGCCGACAUCGGCUGGUACGGCGCCGCCUACCCCCUGUGCACAUGCGCCCUGCAGCCCCUCACCGGCAAACUCGCCACCAUCUUCUCGCUGCGCUGGGUCUUCCAAUCCUUCUUCAGCACCUUCCUUCUCGGCUCGCUCAUCUGCGGCGCCGCCACCAGCUCCAACAUGUUCAUCGUGGGGCGCGCCAUCGCGGGCAUCGGCGCCGCGGGCAUCUCGUCCGGCGGCAUGUCCAUCGUCGCCAUCGUGUCGCCGCCCAAAUCGCGCGCCAUGUUCACGGGCAUGGUGAUGAGCGUGUUCUCGAUCGGGAUGGUCGUGUCGCCGAUCAUCGGCGGCGCGCUGACGGAGAACGUGAGCUGGCGGUGGUGUUUUUAUAUCAAUCUGCCGACGGGCGCCGUCACGAUUGCGAUACUGCUUGUGUUUCUGCAUCCACCGAGGGAGGAGCUGCCCGUGGGGCAGUCGCUGCUGCAGAAGCUUCGGCUGUUGGAUUUGCUUGGGAGCGUGCUUUUUGCGGCGUCGAUGGUUAUGCUGUUCCUGGCGCUGCAGUGGGGUGGGAAUAAGUACUCCUGGGGCUCUGCGACUGUCAUUGGGCUAUUCGUUGGCUUUGCGGUCGUUGCGGUGCUGUUUUUCGUCUGGGAGGGGCAUCGAGGGGAUACGGCUAUGAUCCCCUUCUCGCUGAUGAAGAGACGCUCCAUCUACGUCUGCUUCUUUUACAUCGCUUGUCUAGGUGGCGUAAUCGUCGUUCCCACCUAUUACCUCCCGGAAUAUUUCCAAGUCGUCAAGGGCGUGGGUCCCACUGCCAGCGGUAUCCGGCUGCUCCCCUUCGUAGGCAUGCAGACCAUCACCAUGAUAACGGCCGGAACCCUAGCCCGAUUCUUGAAGUACCUAAAUCCAAUCAUGAUAUUCGGCACCUCCGUCCUCUGCAUCGCCAGCGGCCUCUUCACCACUCUCUCUACCUUUGGCACCAACGCCAAGACCAGCCACUGGGUCGCCUUCCAGGUAGUGCAAGGUCUCGGGACAGGCUCCGCAUUACAGAUACCCAUGAUCUUAAUUCCCUCUAUCCUCAAAGACAAACCAGCCGACAUUCCGCUCGCCAUCUCGUUGAUCCUCUUCGGGCAAUUCUUCGGUAAUGCUAUCUUUCAAGCCAUCGCGGCAGCCAUUUACCACAACGGAUUGGUCAAGAACCUGCAGGAUACGGCGGGCCUAGAGGCGGUGCAAAUUAGUCAACUUCUAACGGCGGGGAAUGUGGAGAUACGCAAAGUGGUGGCGCAGUACUUUCCGGAUAAGCUGAGAGUGGUUCUGGAGGCAUAUAACGGGGCUAUUACCGAGACUUUUUGGCUUGAAUUAGCGGGAGCGCUUGGAGCUUUCGCGAUCUGUUUCGGCCUCCAAUGGGUCGAUACGCGCGUUAAGCCCCCAGUUGCCCCGGAAGCGGGUGUAGAUGGGAAGGGUGUUGAGCUGGUUGAGGGUGCUGAGAACAGUGUUUGA
Molecule: messenger RNA, 1626 nt
Organism: Mytilinidion resinicola
Lineage: Eukaryota; Fungi; Ascomycota; Dothideomycetes; Mytilinidiales; Mytilinidiaceae
Product: putative transporter
Exons: 4
Coding region: 1-1626 (541 amino acids)
Biological process (GO): transmembrane transport
Molecular function (GO): transmembrane transporter activity
Source: RefSeq, a predicted model, not a curated record